Messenger RNA from Saprolegnia diclina VS20, 905 nucleotides. RefSeq lists its product as hypothetical. Lineage: Eukaryota; Oomycota; Saprolegniomycetes; Saprolegniales; Saprolegniaceae. The record is from RefSeq and is a predicted model, not a curated record. The coding region runs from base 31 to 825 and encodes 264 amino acids. The transcript has 2 exons.
CGCUGUCCAACUCAAAAAUUCAAAUCCAAGAUGUCGGGCCGACCGUCCCGGCCCGGGACAGGCGCGGGGACCGCCCCUCGGCAGCCGACCGCGCGGACUCGGAGGACGACCUGCGCAAGUGAGGCGAGGUCCAGCAGCCUCACGCGGCCGACGGUCGCGUCCCAAGCGCGAAUCGUGACCAAGGCAACGCUGCCAGGCCAAGCGACGAAGCGGCCGAUCACACUCAAGGGCAGCACCACGGGGCGCGUCCAGCUCAAGCCAGCUGCCCGGAAGCCUGCGCCGCCGAUGAAGCGACCUUUGACGAUCCCGAAGAGUCCCAACUUUGCGACGUCCAAGCGGCCACCGCGCACCAAGCCCGAGCCGGUCCCGCCGCCGCCCGCGAAACCGGUGCAACGCCGGCCCCAUCCUCCGAUGAAGCGUCGACUUACGAUUCCAAAGAGCCCAGACUUUGCAACGUCGCACCGUCCGCCACGCGCGCGCGAGCAAAAGGUGAGCGCGACGACCCAGGAGCUGCAAGACAUUGCCAACGAACGGCGUGCCAUGAUGCUCGAGCGCCGGCGCUUCCAGCGCUACCAUCGCGCGACGCAAGGCUUGCCAACGAAGACUCCGACGCAGGGUCCGACCUUUGCGAUGAAAUUGCGCUCGGCUGGCGUCCUCGGCGUCCCCGCCGUGCGUCGCCCCAAGCUCACGCAGGUGCACGAGUUCCGCUUCCAAACCGACGUCCGCGCUCUCAAGAAGGAAAAGGCCGACGCGGCCAAGCGCCGGCUGGAAGAGAAGGAAAAUGCUGCCGACCUGCCCUCCAACAAGCGCCGCAAGUUUCGCUGACGUGGCUUGUACGACGGCCAAAUUGCCGCUUCUUCAUAUGACAUUUCUGUUGUUGCUUGUGAAGACAAAGGGUCAUCGUG